AAAACACUGAGAGCUAUAUAGAGAGGUUAUCCACCUAACCAUAAACCCCACAAACAACAUGAAUAACAACACUAUCCCAACUUCUCCUACUCAAUGGAAUAUGGAUAUCCAAAUGCCAUAUUACCAACAAACAGAUCAUUUUGAACUAGCAAAUACCCCUUAUGAAAGUUUCUCACAAGAUUCUACAAUCAUGACCACUACUACCUAUCCAAGUCAUGUUACAAUAAGUAGUGAUUAUCAGUAUUCCAAUUUAAGUCCUGAAAAUUCCUCUGGAAAUGGUGAUAGCCUUAAAACUAGUAUGAUAUCAAAGCCAGUGAAAAGGAGAUCAAGAGCUUCUAAGAAAACUCCUACUACUCUUGUUAAUGCCAGCAUAUCGAAUUUUCGAGCAGUUGUACAACAAUACACUGGUUGUCACACUUAUCCAAUCAAGAAUCAAAGGGGUCCUAUUAACUUAAGUUUUGGACCACAAACAGGUGAUUUUCUUGAAAGUUCAAUAGGAGAGGGUUCUCAUUAUGGAUAUUACUCUCAUGAAGAAGCUGCAAAUAAGGAACAAAAGCAAGAAUAUUUUCAAGAGAGUGGUUCUCCUGCAGGAUAUAGUAAUUCUGGAAAUAGUAUAGGUUAAGUAUUGAAGAUUAUGGAUGUCACUGACUAAUAAUCUUCUUCAUAGUAGGAACUAGGAAAUGUCGUUUUGUUUUAAUAAACUAGCUAGGUGUAAGAAAUCACGCUUGAGCAAAGCCUUUCAAUGGUUUUAUCUAUUUUUUUUUCUCAUUGUUUUCUUCUUUUCACUUUUUGGCAUUCAUUUUUCUUUAUUUCACAUGAUCUUCUCGUUCCAUA
Nicotiana tabacum (common tobacco) is the source of this 834-nucleotide messenger RNA. The record is from RefSeq and is a predicted model, not a curated record. Lineage: Eukaryota; Viridiplantae; Streptophyta; Magnoliopsida; Solanales; Solanaceae.